AUGUCAGUAAAAUUGAUUGGUAGGACGUCAAAUUUGUACGGUAAGACACUCUGGGAAAUUAUAGGCAAUCUAAGAGAUGCGGGUAUUGGUCGUUUGAUAACCAGGAACUCGUAUAAUAGAUAUGACGAACCUUGUUUUUUUAGAGUUUUAUCUGUUGAACCGACAGCGCAAAUAGUAAGAUAUUAUUUUGUAACAAAUGCUUGUUAAAAUUCUUUGUCAACAAUGUUUUAUUUAAUUUAUCAUAGGAAAACAAACUUAGAAAAGUAAUUGUUCAUGUUGAGAAAAUAUUCAGAGGUAAACAUUAUAAAGAACCUGUAGAAAUAUAUAGAGUGUCUUAUAAACCAGACUACCGAUUAAUACCAAAAGACGAAGAACAAUUGUGGUGGGAUCGUCUAGCUAACUGUAAACCAAGAGAGAAGGUAGUACCUGGAUCAAUUGAAUUACCACCACUCAUGAGAGUAAGUAAAACUAUAUCAUGAUAUGUAUAAUUUUCAAAAUAAAUAUUAAAGCAUUAACUUAUUUCUUUAGUUGGUGUUGGAACGAGACAAUAAAGAAUUUAGUCCAACAUUGCCAUUAAUAAUACGCAGUGGUCGUGACAAUGUUGCUCAGUCAGAUGUAACAAAAAUUGUGCCUUAUGGACCAAGUUUUUUUAAAAAUCAACAAAGUAGUUAA
This is a messenger RNA of Cinara cedri, 672 nucleotides long. The record is from the annotation of a GenBank genome assembly. Lineage: Eukaryota; Metazoa; Arthropoda; Insecta; Hemiptera; Aphididae.